UGAGGCUCGGCUCACGGUUGUGCGAAGGUCAGGAGCCUCGCGAGUGGCACUCGAAUUCUGUCUGAAAAUCGCAGCGAAGCAGCGCAGCGCCCGCACCCCGAACACACCAUGAAGACGUUUUACUUCCUAUUCUCCCUGGCCCUAUCUAUUGCUCUGGGAGGAGGCUCGCCUUACGACCCAGACGACCCGCUCAUCGAGUCGGUGCUCCCGCCGAAAGACGUAGCGUUCGAGGCGUUCUACCCCAAGUCCGCUUACGGAGUCCCGAACGGGGCUGCUCGCCCACCCCACGGCCACGGAAGCUUCUACAAACACCGGCAUCCAGCCCUCGUCGACACCAAGAAUGCCCCUGCCUUUGGAUUUAGGUUCGACGGCCGACGCAGGUUUAAUUACGACUGAAAAUCUUGUUGAAACUCUCCUGUAUUAAAACUUUAUAUCCCUCUGA
Molecule: messenger RNA, 442 nt
Organism: Bemisia tabaci
Lineage: Eukaryota; Metazoa; Arthropoda; Insecta; Hemiptera; Aleyrodidae
Source: RefSeq, a predicted model, not a curated record